AUGGCAGCUGGCAAUAGGAAGGUUUUGAAAGAUGAACUUGCUGAGUUAUUCAAACCAGUUCAAGUACAAAAAGUACCAUUUGGGGUGGAUCCUAAAACGAUAUUAUGUCAAUUCUUUAAAGUUGGACAGUGUCAAAAGGGAGAUAAAUGCAAAUUCUCUCAUGAUUUAAAUAUUGAAAGGAAGACUGUGAAAAUCGAUUUAUAUACUGAUUCUAGAAGUGAAGAAGAAAAGAAAGUAGAUACCAUGGAUAAAUGGGAUCAAGAGAAACUUGAACAAGUCGUUAAAUCAAAACAAGGCAAUCCUAAGACUACAACCGAUAUUGUAUGUAAAUACUUUUUAGAGGCGAUUGAAAAUCAAAAGUAUGGAUGGUUUUGGGAGUGUCCUAACGAAGGUAAGAAUUGCAAGUAUAGACAUGCACUUCCACCUGGAUUUGUACUGAAAACUAAAUCUCAAAAGAAAGCUGAAGAGGAAGAAUCUGAACAAAUCACAAUCGAAGAAUUUUUAGAAACUGAGCGACAUAAUUUGGGCACUAACCUUACACAUGUUACCCUUGAAACGUUUACCGAAUGGAAAAAGAAUCGUAAGGCGAAAUUGAACGCAGAAGAAGAACUCAAAAGAUCAGCCAAAGAAGCAGCUUUUAAAGCUGGUAAAGCUCAGGGCAUGUCUGGUCGUGAUCUUUUCACAUUCAAUCCUGAUCUCGUUAACCAAUUGGACGAUUAUGAUGAAGAAGAUGAUGUCUUCGAUCUAUCUGGCUAUAAACAAGAUGAUUAUGGGCAAGAGAAUCAAAAUGGUGAUCGAGUUGAUAAUCAGUCAGAUGCAGAAGAUGAAGAAAAUACUUCCGAAACUCCUUACGGAGAAGGAAGUGCCAGCAAUGGCAAAUCAAAAAUUACGAACAAUAAUUCAACAACUUUAAUCACUGAAGAAGGUUUAGAAGUGAAAGAGGAAUUUAAACUUUUCAACAAUUCAGAUUAUAUUUAG
Messenger RNA from Funneliformis geosporum, 978 nucleotides. NCBI's taxonomy places the organism in Eukaryota, Fungi, Glomeromycota, Glomeromycetes, Glomerales, Glomeraceae. The record is from the annotation of a GenBank genome assembly.